Molecule: messenger RNA, 6622 nt
Organism: [Torrubiella] hemipterigena
Lineage: Eukaryota; Fungi; Ascomycota; Sordariomycetes; Hypocreales; Clavicipitaceae
Source: the annotation of a GenBank genome assembly
CCAGGCCCAGGAACUCCGUCGCGAAAAAAGCUUGGGCAACCUUGUUCGCCUUCUUGUACAAGAAGCUUUUAGCUCGGUAAGCAGCCAUCGACCAGCUUGCAGAGUUAGAUAAAGGGCGUGCCACCCAAUCUUCCUCUUGACCGUCGGCUAUCGCUGCAUUUUAUUCUCCCUCCUUUCUCGACGCUUUCUGGCAGCGCUCGCUCUUUUGCGCGCCAGAACCGCUGACCCCUUCUCAACACCAUCUUGGUGAUACGCGAUUCCAUCGACCCGAAUCCGAUUCGCUCGUGGCCAUAGCAUCCCGGCAUUUAUCAACAGGCCAAUUGCAUCUUGCUCAAUGCCCUUUUGAUUCAAUUUGCUUCGCACCGCACACUCGCACUUUCGCGCCCGACGCACCUCCUAGGCAGGCCAUCCUUUCCCGCCAACGAGACGCGCCACGUUCAUCAAGAAACGAGGAGCAUAAGGACCAGCGCUCGAAAUUUGCCAUUGAAUAACCAUCAUGUCGUUUGGUGGUGGUGGUUUCGGCGGAUUUGGUCAAAACAACAACCAGUCUUCCGGCUUCGGUGGAUUUGGCUCCAACAAUAAUAACAACUCGACCGGUUUCGGCUCCAGCGCAAGCGGCGGCUUCGGUCAGAAUAAACCAACUGGCGGUACCAUGUUCGGUGCCAACAAUAACACAGGUGGUGGCUUCGGCUCUACCACAGGUGGUUUCGGUUCCAACACUUCUGGCGGCUUCGGAACUAACAACGCCAAUACUUCAUUCGGAGCAUCCACAUCAGGUGGUGGCCUCUUCGGUGGCAACAACAACACCACAACGAAUACCUCUGGUGGCUUCGGAGGAUUCGGCUCUAACAACACUACUACAGCUUCAACUGGUUUCGGAAGCACUGCUGCCAACAAUUCUGGCGGUCUCUUUGGCGCGAAACCAGGCGGCUUCGGCUCUAGCACAUCAGGUUCUCUCUUUGGAGGCGGCAACACCGCUACUGGUGGAUUCGGCAGCAAUGCCAGCACUGGCUUUGGCGCCAACAACAAUGCCGUUAACGACCCUCCUGGUACUGCAGUGACUCCCUUCCAGGCAUACACUGAGAAGGAACCGAAUUCUACAAACACGCAGAAUGCUUUCCAAAACAUCCUGUUCCAGGAUCCUUACAAGAAGUGGUCUGCUGAUGAACUGCGACUUGUAGAUUACGCGCAAGGCCGCCGACAUGGAAAUGCUAGCGGAGCUGGUGCUUUUGGCGUUGGCUCUGGCUUUGGCGGAGGCUUCGGCUCGUCAACGACAACCCCGGCAACUGGUGGCUUCGGUUCCAACACCAACACUCCUGCAAGCGGUGGUCUUUUCGGCUCAAACAACAACACAUCCACAACAACAGGUUUCGGUCAAUCAGCUUCUACCGGCUUUGGAGCGUCCACCACAAACUCCGGUGGAUUAUUCGGACAGAACAAGCCUGCUACCACUGGUGGCUUGUUCGGCAGCAACACAAACACAACUACCCAAAGUGGUGGCCUCUUUGGAUCUGCAUCGGGUGGCUUCGGUAGCAACACCAAUACUACCGCAACUACGGGUGGCUUUGGUACAAGCGCCAGCGGUGGGUUGUUCGGCAACAACAAUCAGGCCAAGCCCGCUGGAACCGGCUUCAGCUUUGGUAACACAGCUACGAACACUGCCACUACCACAGGUGGAUUUGGUACAAGUGCAAGCACUGGUUUUGGUGCAGCCAACACUACCAACACUGGCGGCGGUCUCUUCGGCAACAACACAACCACUACCCCUGCUACAGGUGGUGGUCUUUUUGGUAACACGCAGACUCAGCAGAACACCACGAGCGCAUUUGGCGGUGGCUUUGGUCAACAAAACCAGACUCAACAGACUGGUGGUGGCCUCUUCGGUGCCGCUGCAGCAAAGCCUGCAACUGGUGGCCUUUUCGGCGCCAGUACAACCACUCCUGCCGCUGGAGGUGGUCUAUUUGGCAACACAGCUACUCAACCAGCCGCAGGAGGUGCAUUCGGUGCCCAGAACACUGCUUCUGGAGGUCUAUUCGGUGCUGCUAAACCUGCCACCGGUGGACUUUUUGGCAAUGCUGGCGCUGCACAGCCCGCCGCAACUGGAGGCACUGGUCUUUUCGGUGCCGCCAAUGCGGCACAACCAGCAACCGGUGGUGGUCUCUUUGGCUCCACCGCACAGGCUCAGAAGCCGGGUGGUCUAUUUGGCGCGUCUACUCAAGCAACUGGUGGCGGUCUUUUCGGCCAAUCCACUCAAAACCAGGGCUCGUCACUCUUUGGUGGUAGCACGCAGGCCGGUCAACAAGGCGGUGCUCUCGGCAACUCCUUGCUCGGUAACUCGCAACAAUCACAGAACGCCCCUCAGGGUCUAACUGCCAACUUGAACGACGUUUCUGCUUAUGGAACCCCAGCACUAUUCGCCGGACUAGGAGGAAAUGAAGUCGCAGAUCCUGGACCUCUGGCAACACCGCUCAACGGUGGUUCUAAGCCGCGUAAGAGUGCCAUUCUUCCCCUAUACAAGCUUGCGCCAGCUUCAGCUUCCCGCUAUGCGACACCACAGAAGCGUGGCUUCGGCUUCUCCUACAGCAGCUACGGUACCCCUGGAGGCAGCCCUGCUAGUAUCUCCAGCACUCCUAAUGGUGGUCUUGGUCGUAGCCUGCUUGGUUCUGGCUCCAGUGGCUCACUCAGCAAGAGCAUGUCCACCAAUAACCUCCGCCGCGCUUUCAAUGCCGAAGAUAGUAUUCUUGCCCCUGGUGCCUUCUCAUCCAGCAAUGGCGCUAGAUGGUACGGCAGCACCGGUUCCAAGAAGCUUGUCAUCAACCGCGAAAUUCGAAGCGAUCUCUUCUCUACCCCUCAAAAGGAUAAGCAGAUCGAGGGUGGUAGCGCUAGAAAGCUAGCCAAGCGCGUCAGCUUCGACACUAGUAACGGAGAGGCGGACGAGACAACCCCCAUUCGUGGUGCUCUCCCAGCACCUGAGGAUGUCGCAUCCGCCAAGGGCGAUGAGACUCCUCGUCAAAACAAAACCACCGCUCCUGCCAACGUCACAUCACCAGAGAUGGAACAGGUCAAGGGCAACGAAUUGGCCAUUGUUCACGAGGAAGACAAUGCUGCUACACCUGAGGGCCACCAAGGUAACGGUUUCGAGAACGCGCCCGGCCAGUACUGGAUGCAACCUACUAGAGAAGAGCUGCAAGCAAUGAACCGAAUCCAGCGUCAAAAGGUCGAUGGCUUCACCGUUGGACGUGAUAACGUUGGUUACGUCAAGUUCAAGAUUCCUGUGGAUAUUAGCGGCAUUGACAUGGACGAACUCUGCGGUGGAAUUAUUCAGUUGGAGCCACGCUCCGCCACCGUCUAUCCCGUUGCAGCGAAGAAGCCUCCCGUUGGUAAGGGCCUGAACGUCCCCGCUACAAUUGCCUUGGAGCAGUCAUGGCCUCGUGGUGGCCGCGAUAAGCGUGUUUCCAGCGAUCCCAAGCGAUUCAACAAGCAUGUUGACCGCCUCAAGCGUAUUCCCGACACGACCUUUGAGAGCUACGAUAAGGAUACUGGUGUUUGGAUCUUCGGCGUCGAACACUUCACAACAUACGGCUUGGACGACUCUGAUGACGAAACUGAUGCUGACGAGGUAACGGAGCCUACGCUGCCAACUCGCGAGGAAAUCCCCGAGGCUAUGGACCAGACACCGACCGCUCGGUUUCGAGGCAGCGAUACACGCCAACAUCGCGUGCUCCCAGGAGCGUUUGACGAACCGGAAGACUUCUUUGAUGGAGAUGUAAACUCUUUCAAGCAGUCUUUUUUAGGGGUUAGCUCCGCGGAUUCUGCAUUCAACGAUGUCCACUUGUCACUAGAGGGUGACGAGAUGGAUAUGGGUGGAGAAUAUGAACUGUCUGAGGACGAAGACCUGGCGAGGCCUUCGACCGGACAGCAUCACGCCGCGGAGCUUGAUGAAAACUCGCCAGAGGAUACCCAGGUUGCCAAGCGUGGCACACCUGGCGGUAUCCUUCGUGCAAGGAUGCGAGCAGUGAAAGAUUCUGCUGGUCCUGUCACGUUGGAAGUUGCUGAUGGAGAUGACUGGGCUGAAAUGUUGCGCAAGACAGUGAGUCCUGUGAAGCGCGACAGACAGCUUCUUAGAGAACUGAAUGACUCUCCAAGCAAGAUGCUUAUUGACUUUGGAGAAUCGCCCGUGAAGGCUGGCUGGGGGAAGAAGGCCGCCAAGGACGGCAAACAAGAUGGUUUCAGUGCGAACUUGGCUGGAGACAAGAACCGUGGAUUCGCGACCAGUAUCGACCUCAUGAACUCGCUAUUUGAGAAGCCUAAGCCUGCUCGCGAGAACUUGCGCGCAUCAACAACCGGCAAAGGAUUUCCCAAGUGGCCAUAUCAAAGACAAAACAAAUCCAUGGGCGUAGAAGACGACGAGAAAGCUUUCCACAACGUCCCCCGUCCAACAUGGGGCCCCAACGAAACCUUGGUCGCAGCUAGACCCCUUGGCUCGCGACAAUUCCGACAUUCACUCCGCGAUAACACCGAUAUCUUAGUCUUCCAACGAUCCGGUAUUCAAACAGAUGGACAGGACCUUCGCCUUGCCAAGUUUGCUACUCAGUUGUCGAAAGUCUACCUCCGCUCACAAGACAAACUAACAAAGAUUUCGCUGCUAGACAAUGUCCCGUUUGCUGCGCUUCAGACAAAAUCUAUCAAGGAGAUGUUCCAUCACCAGGAUAUGAAUGAUCCUGCAAGCAUCCAUGAGAAGCGCGUCUGGGAACUAGCCAGUGUGCUUUUCGAUCAAAUCACCCCUCGAUCAGAUCCCGAGCACGUCAAUCGCAAAGGCCAGCUCUCCGAAUUUUGGACCGAGUUGGUUGAGCAAGCCUCGUCAACAGCGGUUGGGCUGGCUGGAUCAAGUGAAGAAAAGGCGGUAGCAUGUCUAGCGGGACACCGCAUCACUGAGGCGUGCAAGCAUCUCUUGGACGGCAAAAACUACCGCCUCGGUACUUUGGUGCCUCUCCUUGGUACUAGUGACUCAGCCAAGAAGGAUAUGAAGGAUCAAUUGAAGCAGUGGCAAGAUUCCAAGAUGCUGUCUGAAUUCUCCGAAGCCAUCCGCACCAUCUGCGAGCUGCUCAGCGGCAACGUCUGUGCUUGCGAAGGGAUGAAGAAUGUUCCCAUUGAAGAUAGAUUGGAGUCAUUUGUCAUCUCCAAGAAGUUUGGGCUUGAUUGGCGCCAAUCAUUUGGUCUCCGCCUUUGGUAUGCUCUUAACCAGGAUGAUGACGCACGAGAGGCUGUUCUCAAGUUCAAGGACGACAUUACGCAAGAUCGCGAGGAUAUCCCUUGCCCUUGGUAUGUCGAACAGAAUAUUCAGCCGCUAUGGAAGGAUGCCGAGCUCGACAGCCGCGAGGACCUGCUUUGGGGUCUGCUUCAGCUUUAUGCUGAUCGCAACACAAACUUGGACGCCAUCCUGCAACCUGAGAAUUCGCAGCUUUCUCCCAUGGACAUUCGCGUGUGCUGGCAACUAGGCCAGGCGCUCUUGGCAACAGGAAAGGCAACGUACGGCGACGACAGUGAUGCGAAGGCUGACGCCGUGACCAUUGCCUAUGCUGCGCAGUUGACCACUGCGGGCGAGUGGUUGGAGGCCGUUUUCGUUCUCCUUCACCUUCGCGAUGCCACAGCCCGCAAGCAAGCUAUCCAGGAACACUUGUGCCGCCACGCCGGCCUUAUUGGCCCUGAGUCAGACUCCAGCUUCAGUAUCUUGACUGAGAAGUUCUUGAUUCCAGCCGAAUGGGUUUGGGAAGCGCUUGCCCUCUAUAUGCGCAGUGUUAAGAAGGAUGCUUCCUCCGAGGUCCAGUGCUUGUUGAAGGCUGGAUCAUUCUCCGAAGCCCAUCGUGUGCUCGUCAACCAAGUUGCACCAGAAGCUAUUGUGGAGCGCAACUAUUCUUCGCUCUCGUCGCUCCUUGAGCAGUUUGAAGGAAGAGAAGACUCCAUCGCAGAGUGGUCGCUUGGCGGUGAAAUCUAUGGCCACUUCUUGGGCCUGAUCCAGCACCGCUCCAAGGACGAAAGCGUGCCAUCAGCUCUCUUGGAACGCCUCCUUUCCGGUCUCAACGCCAUGAACGAACAGGGCUCAGACACUGAGAUUGUCCGGUAUGCUGCCAUUUCCGACAUGGCUGACGAGACUGCGCGCGAGAUUCUCAAGGUUGCGCAAAAGAAGCAAGACUCGGAACUGCGUACGCGAGUGCUGCACCUGCCGCUGACGCAGGACCGUCUGCUUGCCUACUCGGUAGAUAUCGGAUUGGACCGCUUUAGGGAAGUCAUGUCGCAUUAAGCGCGGUGUGGACUUGAGAUUGCAUUAAUAGUUGACGUUGAAUUUGAUUUUUGAGAAGGUACGGCCUUGGGCCGGAAGGGCAUUAUAAAAACUGCGUUUGGAAGCUAUUGUAGGACACGGGACGAUCUUUUUGUACAAUUGCAUUAUAUUAGAUAGCUGAGAGGAUGACAAUAGUAGUACCUACGCCAUUGCACUCACCAACUUUGCUGUCUCUCUAAAUACGUGACGUGGGCUAUUGGAUGAGUCCCAUCUGGAUACCUACCGAAUAUAGUCGAAGCCUAUUAUUUUAAUUAGUAAUAGUUAUAAUUAACGUAUACGAUA